AUGUCUGUGGAUGAGAAGCCUGACUCCCCCAUGUAUGUGUAUGAGUCCACAGUCCACUGCACCAACAUCCUCCUGGGCCUCAAUGACCAGCGGAAAAAGGAUAUUCUCUGUGACGUGACCUUGAUCGUGGAGAGGAAGGAGUUCCGGGCCCACCGGGCUGUGCUGGCCGCGUGCAGUGAAUACUUCUGGCAGGCUCUGGUCGGACAGACAAAAAAUGACUUGGUGGUCAGCUUGCCUGAGGAGGUACAGUGGAAAAAUGAGGUGCAGGGUCACAAACCAGUCAGAGAUGUGGAGACUCAGAUCCCAAAUGGCUUCCAACUGAAACCUUAUUUUCGCCAGUGUGGAAUCCAGGUUGUGGUUUUGGUGAAUGAGUUGGGAGCAGCGUGCUGCUUCUGCAGUCAUUCUCGUCUUGACAUGGCCGUGCUCUCACACAUUACCAACUCUUCCUGCCGACGGCCUCUCUCAUCUGUCUCCAUCUCCCUUCUCACCAUCAGUGCCUUCUGCUUCUGCAGUCAUUCUCGUCUUGACAUGGCCGUGCUCUCACACAUUACCAACUCUUCCUCCCGACGGCCUCUCUCAUCUGUCUCCAUCUCCCUUCUCACCAUCAGUGCCUUUGUUCUGGCCACCCUUGGCACUUGCCUGGACUUCUGUGACCAGCUUGCCCCAUCCAGGUUGUUCCCCAAAUGCAGCCUGAGUAAUCUCCCUAAUACUCCUUGA
Molecule: messenger RNA, 717 nt
Organism: Galeopterus variegatus (Sunda flying lemur)
Lineage: Eukaryota; Metazoa; Chordata; Mammalia; Dermoptera; Cynocephalidae
Exons: 3
Coding region: 1-717 (238 amino acids)
Biological process (GO): regulation of transcription by RNA polymerase II
Molecular function (GO): RNA polymerase II cis-regulatory region sequence-specific DNA binding; protein binding; DNA-binding transcription factor activity, RNA polymerase II-specific
Source: RefSeq, a predicted model, not a curated record